UCUCCCCACAAAACCAGACAGGAGUUCCCCGAGAGCGCAUGCGUGCAACAGUGCCUCGCCAGAAAAGACUACAAACUCCAGAGAUCCCAGCUGCAUCUUGCGGAAACGUCCGUAGUCGAAAGUAGCAAGAGUAUCCAAGCCCGAGGAAGUAGGCUCCACUGGAGCGUGGUCGUUCGCGAUCCUCGAAUCUGUCACUUGGGUCUUGCCCGCAGACCUUUGGAAAGACUCGGUCCCAGCGCAACUAUGAACUUGGAGCGGGUGUCCAACGAGGAGAAAUUAAACUUGUGCCGGAAAUACUACCUGGGUGGAUUUGCUUUCCUGCCUUUCCUCUGGCUGGUGAACAUCUUCUGGUUCUUCAGAGAGGCCUUCCUUGCCCCAGCCUACACAGAGCAGAACCAAAUCAAGGGCUAUGUCUGGCGCUCAGCUGUGGGCUUCCUCUUCUGGGUUAUUGUGCUCGCAACCUGGAUCACCAUCUUUCAGAUCUACCGACCCCGCUGGGGUGCCCUUGGGGACUACCUCUCCUUCACCAUUCCCCUGGGCACCCCCUGACACCUUCUCCUUCACAGGCCUGGUUGCUCAUUCUCCUAGGGUGGGCUCUUCUGCUCUAAGCCCACUCUUGAGCCUCCUAAGACUUAUUGUCCCCCAAUAAAGGACCCUAAUUCUCAA
This is a messenger RNA of Choloepus didactylus (southern two-toed sloth), 666 nucleotides long. It is a transcript of the gene PSENEN, whose product is annotated as presenilin enhancer, gamma-secretase subunit. The coding region runs from base 244 to 549 and encodes 101 amino acids. The transcript is spliced from 4 exons. NCBI's taxonomy places the organism in Eukaryota, Metazoa, Chordata, Mammalia, Pilosa, Megalonychidae. Gene Ontology annotation, cellular component: gamma-secretase complex. Gene Ontology annotation, biological process: Notch receptor processing. The record is from RefSeq and is a predicted model, not a curated record.